UUCAGGAAUCUCAGGAACUUCUGCUUACCACUACACGUGACCUGCUGCCUUCUGGGACCCUGCAGCUUGUUGUGGCUUCUUGACUCUUCCGGAAGGAUGAAAGAGAUGGAUCCUGCAAAGCUAGCGAGGAUGGAAGGGGGAAGAUGGACCGUUGACCUGGUCAGGUUGUCUCCUGCAUCCCUCCUCGCAGCCUCCGAGCGUUCCCUCCCAGGGACUUCCGAGAGAUCUGGACCCUGCAGCUUGUUGUGGCUCCUUGACUCUUCAGGAAGGAUGAAAGAGAUGGAUCCUGCAAAGCUGGCGAGGAUGGAAGGGGGAAGAUGGACGGUUGACCUGGUCAGGUUGUCUCCUGCAUCCCUCCUCACAACUUCUGGGUGUUCCUCUCUAGGGCUCUCGAAGAGAUCUGGUGGUGAUGAAUUGGAAAUGAAGAAUGGGGGAGACCAUGACAAAAUCCACACAGUGGAGAAGCCAUAUCAAAAUUGGGAGUGUGGAGAGAGCUCCAUUCAGAGUUCCCGUUCCCAUCAAAGAACUCACAGUGGGAAGAGUGGCUAUCAGUGCUCAGAAUGUGGGAAGAGAUUCAGUUGGAUGGACAAUCUCACUUCGCAUCAAAUAAUUCAUACUGGAGAGGAACCCUAUCAGUGCUUGGAAUGUGGAAAGAGUUUCAGAAAGAACACCCAUCUCACUUCUCAUCAAAGAAUUCAUACAGGGGAGAAAUCCUAUCAUUGCUUGGAAUGUGGGAAGGGUCGCAGCUCAAAUCUCACUUCCCAUCAAAGAAUUCAUUCAGGGGAGAAACCUUUUCACUGCUUAGAGUGUGGAAAGAGCUUCAUUCAGAGGACUCAACUCACUUCCCAUCAAAAAAUUCAUACAGGGGAGAAACCCUAUCAGUGCUUGGAAUGUGGAAAGAGUUUCAGUCACAGCCAAAGUCUCACUUCCCACCAAAGAAUUCAUACAGGGGAGAAACCAUUUCAGUGCCUAGAAUGUGGAAAGAGCUUCAGUCACAGCACCCAACUCACUUCCCAUCGAAGAAUUCAUACAGGGGAAAAACCCUAUCAGUGCUUGGAAUGUGGAAAGAGCUUCAGUCACAGACAACAUCUCACUUCCCAUCGAAGAAUUCAUACAGGGGAAAAACCCUAUCAGUGCUUGGAAUGUGGAAAGAACUUCAGUCACAACUCCAAUCUCAUUUCCCAUCGAAGAAUUCAUACAGGGGAAAAACCCUAUCAGUGCUUGGAAUGUGGAAAGAGCUUCAGAAAGAACACGCAUCUCACUUCUCAUCAAAGAAUUCAUACAGGAGAGAAACCCUUUCAGUGCUUGGAAUGUGGAAAGAACUUCAGUCAGAGCACCGAUCUCACUUCCCAUCAAAGAAUUCAUACAGGGGAGAAACCCUUUCAGUGUUUGGAAUGUGGAAAGAGCUUCAGUCGCAGCUCAAAUCUCACUUCCCAUCAAAAAAUUCAUACAGCGGAGAAACCCUAUCAGUGCUUGGAAUGUGGAAAGAGCUUCAGUUACAGCAAAAGUUUCACUUCCCACCAAAGAAUUCAUACAAGGGAGAAACCCUGUAAGUGCUUGGAAUGUGGAAAGAGCUUCAGUCACAGUUCCCUUCUCACUUCCCAUCGAAGAAUUCAUAUAGUGGAGAAACCCUGUAAGUGCUUGGAAUGUGGAAAGAGCUUCAGUCAGAGUUCCAGUCUCACUUCCCAUCGAAGAAUUCAUACAGGGGAGAAACCCUAUCAAUGCUUGGAAUGUGGAAAGAGCUUUAGGAAGAGUGACCAUCUCACUUCCCAUCAAAGAAUUCAUACAGGGGAGAAACCCUAUCAGUGCUUGGAAUGUGGAAUGAGCUUCAGUCAGAGCACCCAUCUCACUUCACAUCGAAGAAUUCAUACAGGGGAGAAACCCUAUCACUGCUUAGACUGUGGAAAAUGCUUCCGUCUGAAGGAAAAUCUCACUUCCCAUCAAAGAAUUCAUACAGGGGAGAAACCCUAUCAGUGCUUGGAAUGUGGAAAGAGCUUUCGUCAGAGUGGGGAUCUCAUUUCCCACAAAAGAAUUCAUACAGGGGAGAAACCCUAUCAGUGUUUGGAAUGUGGAAAGAGCUUUCGUCAGAAUGGGGAUCUCAUUUCCCACAAAAGAAUUCAUACAGGGGAGAAACCCUAUCAGUGCUUGGAAUGUGGAAAGAGAUUCAGUCACAACCAGAACCUCAUUUCACAUAAAAGAAUUCAUACAGGGGAGAAACCCUAUCAGUGCUUUGAAUGUGGAAAGAGUUUCAGUGACAGCCACAGUCUCACUUCCCAUCAAAGAAUUCAUACAGGGGAGAAACCCUUUCAGUGCUUGGAAUGUGGAAAGAGUUUCAGUAAGAGCACCCAUCUCACUUCCCAUCAAAGAAUUCAUACAGGGGAGAAACCCUAUCAGUGCUUGGAAUGUGGAAAGAGCUUUCGUCAGAGUGGGGGUCUCAUUUCCCACAAAAGAAUUCAUACAGGGGAGAAACCCUAUCAGUGUUUGGAAUGUGGAAAGAGCUUUCGUCAGAAUGGGGAUCUCAUUUCCCACAAAAGAAUUCAUACAGGGGAGAAACCCUAUCAGUGCUUGGAAUGUGGAAAGAGAUUCAGUCAAAACUCCCAUCUCACUUCCCAUCAAAGAAUUCAUACAGGGGGAAAACCGUGCUUGGAAUGUGGGAAGAGCUUCACAAGGAAGGAUAGUCUCACUUUCCAUAAAAGAAUUCAUUAAGGAGAGAGACCAUAUGAAUGCUUGGAAUGUGGGUUGAGCUUUUGGACGACCCACCAUCUCACCUCCCAUCCAAUAAUUCACAAUGGGGAGAGACCAUUUCGAUGCCCAGAAUGUGGAAAGAGCUUCAGAAGGAGGGCAACGUUUAUAUUUUCACCCCUCCC
Lacerta agilis (Sand lizard) is the source of this 2867-nucleotide messenger RNA. RefSeq names its product zinc finger protein 345-like. Gene Ontology annotation, molecular function: RNA polymerase II cis-regulatory region sequence-specific DNA binding; DNA-binding transcription factor activity, RNA polymerase II-specific. The record is from RefSeq and is a predicted model, not a curated record. Gene Ontology annotation, biological process: regulation of DNA-templated transcription. Lineage: Eukaryota; Metazoa; Chordata; Lepidosauria; Squamata; Lacertidae.